AUGAGAACUGCGGACUUCUUCCCACGUGCAAGCUUUAACAAAAAGCUGCAGGCUUCAGAAACUCGAUCGUGGAUCUUCGCCAUGUCUCAGGGCAAAGACGAAAAACACCAAUCGGGCUACGUCCUUGGGACGGAGCUUGACGGAGCUGGCUCCUUCGAUACCAUCACAGCCUUGGUAGCUGAAGACCACGAACAUGACAUCAAGCUUCGAACUAUGUCCUGGCAGAAGACCGCCUGCCUACUUGCCGGUGACCAGGUGUGUCUGGCAAUCAUGGCCCAGUCGUGGUCUCUCUCGGUUCUGGGAUGGGUUCCAGGCAUCAUCACCAUGGUGCUCUCGGGGAUCAUCUUUUGGAUCACCUCAAUUACCAUGCACAAGUACAUCAUGAAGAACCCCCAGAUCAAGGAUAUUUGCGAUUUCGGCUACUAUAUCUUCGGCAGGAACCGAGGUGCCUACGUGUUCUCCGCGUUCAUGCUGCUUGCCAACAACAUUCUACUCAUCGGGUUCCAUAUCCUGACCGGCGCAAAAGUUCUCAACACCCUGUCAGGUCACACGUUGUGCACGGCUGUCUUCGCUGUCAUUGUGACACUCAUGGGAAUUGUGAUAUCUGCCCCGCGAACCCUUCAACACGUCAGCUUUUUGUCAAUGUUUUCUUCCGCCUGCAUGGGAAUCGCAAUCCUUCUCUUCCUCGUCUUCGCCGGUAUUGAAAAGGCCCCUCUGUAUGGUUACAGUGGUGAUUAUCCCACCGAUGGAGCAGUCAAGACCUACGCAUUUCCUCUUCCAGGCACUACUUGGGUUGCAUGCAUGAACGCCGUGCUGAACAUCACAUUUCUCUGGGUUCCUCAGAUCCUGUUCCCCACCUUCAUCGCCGAGAUGGAGAAGCCACAAGACUUCCCCAAGGCAUUGGCUGUUCUCGCUGGGAUCUCUGCCAUCCUCUUCAUCAUUCCUCCGGCGAUUGGAUUCCGUUAUUUGGGACAGUACGCCACCGCCCCUGCUUUUGGUAGUCUGGGAGUCGAAGCAUACAAGAAAGCAUCUUUUGGAUUCGUCAUCGUGCCUACUCUCAUUAUCGGAGUCAUUUACGCGAAUGUGACGGCCAAGCUGGUCUACACACUCACAAUGGGCAAGUCUCGACACGCACACAGUAACACGCUCAUUGGAUGGGGAGUCUGGGGCGCGAUCAUGGCCGUUAUCUGGAUGCUCGCUUUCAUCUUCGCCGAAGUCGUUCCCAGCAUGGGAGAUUUCCUAUCCCUCCUCAGUGCCGCAUUUGACUCCUUCUUUGGCUUCAUCUUCUUCGCCAUCGCCUACUGGCAGCUUUACCGUGGACGUCUUUUCAACGGUCUGGGCAGGACAGCCAUGACCAUCAUCCAUGCUUUCAUCAUGGUUGUUGGUCUGUUCAUUCUCGGCCCAGGUCUAUACGCAGCUGUGGAAGCUAUUAUCACUGAUUAUUCGGGAUCCAUCACGCCUGCUUUUACUUGCGCAAAUGCAGCUCUUUGA
Messenger RNA from Penicillium atrosanguineum, 1491 nucleotides. RefSeq lists its product as uncharacterized. The coding region runs from base 1 to 1491 and encodes 496 amino acids. Lineage: Eukaryota; Fungi; Ascomycota; Eurotiomycetes; Eurotiales; Aspergillaceae. Gene Ontology annotation, cellular component: vacuolar membrane. The record is from RefSeq and is a predicted model, not a curated record. Gene Ontology annotation, molecular function: amino acid transmembrane transporter activity. Gene Ontology annotation, biological process: amino acid transmembrane transport. The transcript has 6 exons.